This is a messenger RNA of Cavenderia fasciculata, 1467 nucleotides long. RefSeq lists its product as uncharacterized. The coding region runs from base 1 to 1467 and encodes 488 amino acids. The transcript has a single exon. The record is from RefSeq and is a predicted model, not a curated record. Lineage: Eukaryota; Evosea; Eumycetozoa; Acytosteliales; Cavenderiaceae.
AUGUUGGAUCAAUUACCACAUAUUAUACAAAACAAGAUCAUUCAUUAUUGUUGGGACUUGAAAUGGAUUGGAGCAGAUCUUUAUACAACAAAGCAAGCGAUGGCUUUGUCUCAUGUCAGCUGGCAUUGGUUUGAUCAAUGCAAAAUCAAAUACAAUCAACGUGAGAGCAAACCAUUCAACCCAUACAGAUACAAAGCAGAAGAGUACAAGACACACACCAACAACCGUUACUGUAUGAUCGAGUCACCCAACACGUUGUUGUUGGAAAAGAGCGAGCACAUUGUCAGCUACAGCAUCUACAACGUCAUUGGUGCAUCGUUGAGCUCGGCAUGGGAGUAUAUGGUGGGUGAUCAACUCACUGCCUUUUCCAAGCACGUUGCAUCGGGCACCAUCAAGUACAACGGUGUCACUGCAUCUGGCUACUUUUUCGACGAGGUUGAAUCGAUUAUUGUACGUUCGCACACAUUGGCACAGUUCUCUAAAAAGGACGUGUCUGGUGGUAUCGCCCAAAUGAUCGGUGCUAUUGCCAAGUACAAGGCCGACAAUAUCAACAACCCUGCCUGUCGUCCCAUUCGUACCGUCGAGUUGUCUCUUAGACCCGACGGCGUGCAAGACGUCAUCCGUGCACUCGGACCAGUCCGUGACACGAUCGUUUCCCUCGACGUACCCUAUUCGUCCAACCUCGACCCAUUCAUCAAGCAGGCAUCAUCCUUGCGCAACCUCACCGUCUCGUUUGAAGGUACCCACCAGACCUUGCGUCCAUUGAUCAAGAGUAUUCCAGAGAGUUUGCGUUCACUCCACUUCCGUAUCUCGGUCACCAUCGAGUUGCCAUGGGAUGCCAUGGAAGAGAGUUUGACCAAUGUCACCUCGUUGGCCAUCCAAGAUCCAUCUCUCAAGGGUGAGGAAUACCUCAACCUCUUGUACAGAAACAACUCGAUUGCUUCGUUGCCAAUCUACACAUCCUAUCACAUUGAGACCGUUCCAAUCAGCGCCCAAGUCUUUGGCGAAAAGACAAACAUCAAGUCGAUCAACCUCAGUGUUGUCGGCGAGCACGACGUUGUCUUGCACAAAGAGUAUGAGCACCUCAGCAUUACCUUUGCCAAUGGCAGAGCCGUCAACAACUAUGCCGAGUUCACCAGUCUCCGUGACCUCUACCUCACCUAUGUCGGCGGUGUCCCCAACGAGCACAUCGAUCAACUACGUGAAUUACUCGAAGUCAACGAAAAGCUUGACAAGCUCUCGCUUCGUAGUGGCUCCACCAAAGAGCAAGUCGAACAGCUCCCUCUCAUCCCCUUCUUUGAAGUGUUUGCCAAAUCCAGUGUCAACCGUGCCUAUUUCUGUUUCUGGGAGACCAAUUCCGACACUGACAAGGAAUUAUUGGCAAAGAUCCAUGACAUUGUAUCUUCAAACUAUGUAUUUUGUAUUCACUCAACCAAAGGUUUUGUUUUAAAUAAGAUUUAUCAAUAA